This is a messenger RNA of Trichomonas vaginalis G3, 465 nucleotides long. RefSeq lists its product as uncharacterized. Lineage: Eukaryota; Parabasalia; Trichomonadida; Trichomonadidae. The coding region runs from base 1 to 465 and encodes 154 amino acids. The transcript has a single exon. The record is from RefSeq and is a predicted model, not a curated record.
AUGGAAGAAUCCCAACAAGUUCCGACUUUAGAAGACAUUUGCGAUUUUGUCACUAAUGUCAUUGGACCAGAUGUUGAAGCAAUCAAGCGCUUUGAAGGAAAAGAAGGCCAAAAAUUCGAUGGCAUUGAAAGCAGAUUACGAGAAUUCCAGGUUUUACUCGAAGAAGUUCCAAAAGCAGGCGAAUUUGAGAAUCCAGAGCUAUUAGCAAAGCAUUUACAAACAAUAUUUUCUUCCAUCGAUGCUCUUUACAAUUUUGUUCAAGAUGUCAAAAACAGACUCACUAUUGUCAAUCAAGAAAUCGAUAGAAGAUCACCAAAAUUAUUGCGCGGCUUAUUUAAGUCCAAGGAUACAUCAAAGCCUGCUGAUUUGAAGCAGGCAACUUACGAAACAGAUUCUCUCAUGGAAUUGUACGGAAUUCUCCCUAAAGAAGGAGUCCAAGAAACAAAAGAAGAGCCUAAGGCAUAA